Molecule: messenger RNA, 3426 nt
Organism: Anopheles coluzzii
Lineage: Eukaryota; Metazoa; Arthropoda; Insecta; Diptera; Culicidae
Gene: serp
Product: chitin deacetylase 1
Exons: 5
Coding region: 460-2073 (537 amino acids)
Biological process (GO): carbohydrate metabolic process
Cellular component (GO): extracellular region
Molecular function (GO): chitin binding; protein binding; hydrolase activity, acting on carbon-nitrogen (but not peptide) bonds
Source: RefSeq, a predicted model, not a curated record
ACCGAGCUGCAAAGCUGCGCGACGGUCACAGCAUUAAGUCAGUGUCUCCACCACGGUCCCAGUCGGCGGAGGUUUCUUUCCAUUACUGCGCUGCCGUUUGCAAACACAACAAUUCGUCUCACUGUUGAAGCCACCGAGCCGAACCACCAGCAAAAGCAGCCGACAGACAGCGGCGAACAGACAGACCGAGUGCGUGCGUGACCGAGUGCGUGGUUUGUUGGAAGUCAGAGGCCAGCGUGCAGUCACUUGCCCUGGCGAGGACAAUUUUGGGCGAGGGCGGUUUUUGGAAGUUUCUUUUCCGGUGAAUCUGAAGUGUGCGUAAAGGCAGCGAGGAAAGGAAGCGCAGGGAAGCAACCGUGUAGCGAAGACACGAAUUAGAAGUAGUAGUAGAAGCAGUAGUAGUAGUGAGUUAUUCCAGCAAAUAGCAAACAAGUGGCAGGGCGAAAGUGUACCGUCAACAUGGUGAAGUUGCUGGCCUUAAUUGGCAUCCUCGCGCUAACGGUGGCAGCAGCCACGGCCGAAGUGCGAAUCAAGCGACAGGCGGAAGAAACGACCAAGAAGGAAGAGUCAUUCGAGAAAGAGCUUUGCAAAGACAAAGAUGCCGGUGAAUGGUUCCGGCUGGUAGCGGGCGAAGGCGACAACUGCCGUGACGUCAUCCAGUGCACAUCGUCGGGCCUGCAAGCCAUCCGCUGUCCUGCCGGUCUGUACUUCGACAUCGAGAAGCAGACCUGCGACUGGAAGGACGCGGUAAAGAACUGCAAGUUUAAGAACAAGGAGCGCAAGGUGAAGCCGCUGCUGAUCACGGACGAGCCACUGUGCCAGGACGGGUUCCUUGCCUGCGGCGACGGUAACUGCAUCGAGCGCGGCCUGUUCUGCAACGGCGAGAAGGACUGUAGCGACGGCUCGGACGAGAACUCCUGCGAUAUCGAGAACGACCCGAACCGUGCGCCACCGUGCGACGAGUCCGUCUGCCAGCUGCCCGAUUGCUUCUGCUCGGAGGACGGUACCACCAUCCCGGGCAGCCUGCCGGCCAAGGAUGUGCCGAUGAUGAUCACCAUCACCUUCGACGACGCGAUCAACAACAACAACAUCGACCUGUACAAGGAGAUCUUCAACGGCAAGCGCAAGAACCCGAACGGUUGCGACAUCAAGGCGACGUACUUCGUGUCGCACAAGUACACCAACUACUCGGCCGUGCAGGAGACGCACCGCAAGGGGCACGAAAUUGCCGUUCACUCUAUCACCCACAACGAUGAUGAGCGCUUCUGGUCGAACGCUACCGUGGACGACUGGGCGAAGGAGAUGGCCGGCAUGAGGAUCAUCAUCGAGAAGUACGCCAACAUUACGGACAACUCGGUCGUGGGUGUGCGUGCGCCGUACCUGCGCGUCGGUGGCAACAACCAGUUCACCAUGAUGGAGGAGCAGGCGUUCCUGUACGACUCGACGAUCACGGCGCCGCUCUCGAACCCGCCGCUCUGGCCGUACACGAUGUACUUCCGCAUGCCGCACCGCUGCCACGGCAACCUGCAGAGCUGCCCGACGCGCUCGCACGCCGUCUGGGAGAUGGUGAUGAACGAGCUGGACCGCCGGGAGGACCCGACCAACGACGAGUAUCUGCCCGGUUGCGCGAUGGUCGACUCCUGCUCGAACAUUCUGACCGGCGAUCAGUUCUACAACUUCCUCAACCACAACUUCGACCGGCACUACGACCAGAACCGCGCACCGCUCGGUCUGUACUUCCACGCCGCCUGGCUGAAGAACAAUCCCGAGUUCCUGGACGCGUUCCUCUACUGGAUCGAUGAGGUGCUGGCGAACCACAACGACGUGUACUUCGUCACCAUGACGCAGGUCAUCCAGUGGAUCCAGAACCCGAGAACGACCAACGAGGUCAAGAACUUCGAGCCGUGGAGGGAGAAGUGCGUCGUCGAGGGACAGCCCGCCUGCUGGGUGCCGCAUUCCUGCAAGCUCACCUCCAAGGAGGUCCCCGGGGAGACGAUCAACCUCCAGACGUGCGUCCGCUGCCCGAACAACUACCCGUGGGUGAACGAUCCGACCGGCGAUGGUUUCUUCUAAGCUUAGCUUAUCUUCUGCAGUAUCCUUCUUGACAAUUUUUAACAUGUUUUUUUUUUGUAGCUUUUCUCGAUGCGUCCUUAGUUUUUUGUUUUUUAGCGGAGGUCGUAAACACUCAAUUUUAGAGCAAUCAUUCUGUCUCGAUUUUAAGAGCGGGACGACUGUUCAAUGUUUCGUUUUUCAUCUUUCACUUUAUGAACAUGGGGAACUUCUUUCCGUUUCCUGAUAAUACUGUCAACGCAACCGCACUUUUCUCACUUUUCGGUGCGUUGCAGAUUUAACAUCCCGUCUUCGACCACCCCCGAGGAGCUAGCUGGGUAGGAUCUUAGCGACCUUUUGUUUUUUUUUUUUGUUUCAGCCCUACCUAGUCUCCUUUUCCCGGCUACGUCUGGUCUCGCGCCUCGUUGCCUCGCGCACUGCCGGUGGCCAGACUUAUCCUGACAAAGCCGUCCCUCGAGGCAGGGGUUGCAAGAUGGAAUCCAUUCCACAUACACACAAACAAAUGGAAUGUUGCAAACAAAAACGAAGAAGACACGCAUAAAACAAGAGUAGUAAGAGAACAACGAAUGCUGUGGAUAUUACAAUUAUGUAUUUUUUUUUGUCGUUUAUAACUUAAUUUAAUACACAAACAAGAUGGAAAAUUAAAGAAAACUCAACUGAAGUAAACAAAUGGAGAAACAAAAAUUGCAACAACAAAAACACUAUUAUUCCAGAAAACUAUCCACUCAACUCAAAACUGCACGGCAAACGACGACGAAAGUAAGAUUGACAUUUUGUACAUCCGAGGAGGCAGCGGAAUAGAAUGCAAAAAAUAACGCCUCUCCCACGGUAUGCGUGAUGAGCAGAAGGUAUCCCUCCCCCCCCCCCCCCCCCUCAACAACUUCUCUUUCCUAGCCCUCGUCUAAUAGAACUUGACGAACGGUACAAUGCUAAACACAGCGAGCUCUGCAAAUCCUGCGUUUUGCUGCUAUAACACCGAACCGUUACUAGCUUCGGUUCUGUACCGCGCUUUUCACCGACUUUCUCGCUCCACUGCUCCACACGGGAAACCUUCUCGACUCUCGAUUAAUAUGUAAAUACUGUGUAGACGCCUAGUUGUUUAAGUGAUUUCUGUGCCGUAAUAAGCGGUUCCUGUGUUUUUUUUUUGUGUGCGCGGAAUGAAAGAAUCCAGCCCUACUUUCCAAGCAAAUUGUUUCUCAUACAUGUUUCAUACGGCGGAUCGGGUUGGAGAAUCGACACCGACCGGUCGCACCGUUGCAAAAUGUUGCAAAAUUUUAGCGAUUAGAAGACAUACUCUUCGCAUAGAAAACUCCAAGAAAAUACGAAAUACAACACCUCAUUCGAGCCACAAACGAA